Molecule: messenger RNA, 834 nt
Organism: Aspergillus oryzae RIB40
Lineage: Eukaryota; Fungi; Ascomycota; Eurotiomycetes; Eurotiales; Aspergillaceae
Exons: 2
Coding region: 1-834 (277 amino acids)
Source: RefSeq, a predicted model, not a curated record
AUGUCUGCGGAUCAAUUGCUUUACUCAAUGGGUCACUCAUCCCAGGGUGAUGAAUUCUUUGACUUUGACAACUUCUUUGAUAUCCCCUCGGAUUAUGUCGACAGUAACCCGACCUCGGUGAACUCAAUUUCCCCCAAGGACUUUGACCUGACUUACAACGACCUGGACGGUUCAAAUUGGGACUCGGGACUCGACAUGUGCACUCAAUUUCCAUUCACCGACUUUGUCAACCACGAACCAUCAUUCCAGGAAUACUUCGGAGACUCCGCGAAUGCCGAGCCCGUUGUAGACCCCAAUGAUAUCCUUCAACUGCCGUCAACUUCACCAAGUGAAGUCUUCGUUGGAUCCGAGUUUGACAAUGCCUGGCUGCCAGGUGCGCACGGUUACGACGACCAUUACUAUUCGACCAUUCGGCAUAUGGUAGAGUCGCAAGCGGCGGUUGACCCGAGCUGCUCAUCCAAAAAAGAAAAGCGCCGAGAAGCAGCCAUAGCCCUACAUCUACAGCGCUUGCAAGAUGCCCCACUUCCCGAGACAGAUAUGUCUUCGGAUUCAAAUACCAGUUUUCCAUCGCCUCAGUGGAGUGUUUCCCAUGACCCUGCAUGCGCCAGCCCUGCGACUACUUCACUGUCCGAUUCAACCAAGUCGCCAACACCUCCCUCCGCCGAUGCGACACCCGGCGGGAUUGAGCUCGUCUUGGACCUCAACAUGAACACGCCAGCGAAUCUACCGAGGAAGCAGAAACCUCGGUCACGGGCUCAAAAGGAAAACUACAUCAAAGUUCGAAAACAUGGUGCCUGUGAAAAACAUCGAAAACAGCAUAAGAGGGCAGACUAG